Molecule: messenger RNA, 2172 nt
Organism: Aureobasidium subglaciale EXF-2481
Lineage: Eukaryota; Fungi; Ascomycota; Dothideomycetes; Dothideales; Saccotheciaceae
Exons: 3
Coding region: 1-2172 (723 amino acids)
Biological process (GO): intracellular potassium ion homeostasis; potassium ion import across plasma membrane
Cellular component (GO): plasma membrane
Molecular function (GO): high-affinity potassium ion transmembrane transporter activity
Source: RefSeq, a predicted model, not a curated record
AUGCUGGGUCGACGCCUCAAGUUGCGCUUUGCGCGUCCUCUGCGGGCCAUCCGCCGCACCUUGCCUCCGGUCAAUUUCAUCACUUUACAUUAUGCAUACUUCAUAUUUACCUGUCUUCUGGCUGCUGUUGUUUUCUGGGGCUCUUCUACUGCCACCCAUGUUGACUUCAUCGAUGCUCUGUUCCUGUGUGUCAGUGCCAUGACUGAAGCUGGCUUGAACACUGUCAAUCUCAGCGAACUUAACAUAUGGCAGCAAGUUAUGCUCUUUGGCCUCAUCUUCAUCGGCUCUGCCAUCUUCGUAUCCAAUUUUGUCCUUCAGGUCAGAAGAAGGGCUUUCGAAAGGAAGUUCAUGAGUGUUAUCGAAAGCAGAGCCCGGAAGCAGCGACGAAACUCUUCACGAGGAUCGGCCUUCUCAAUGUCUAGACUCUCAAUAAGCAGGUCCCGCGAGAACCAAAAUCCGGCCCUGUGCUUGGACAAGCAGAAUACUCCCACAGACAUGAAAGACGCCGAAACCUCCAACAAAAGGGGUCGUGCAUCAAUCAGCAAGAACUCUCUCCGCUUGAGCACGAGUAAAGGUACAGAUGGAGCUACUGAUGAACCCCGUGCUUCUGGAGACGACCUGAACGAUGCUACUUCCCCGGAUCGUAUCACUUUCAGCCCCGAGACUGUGUUUCGGCCUCAAAAGCCUCAAGAUCAGACCUCGCCCACGAAACCAAGACAACGUGUGUUCUCUGUAUCGGGCGUAGGUGCCAGGUCUGAAGCAAGCCUCCACCGUGUGACGUCUGUGUCACGGGCAUCCAUUGCUGAGGAGGUUCCUAUCGGUAAUAAAUCCACCGCUGACUAUUUUCCUUCUGCUGGCUAUAUUUCUCGCAACUCUACGUUCCACAACUUGACCGAAGCCGAACGUCAAAAGCUUGGCGGUGUCGAGUACAAAGCAUUGUUAUGGCUCUCCUGGAUCGUGCCGCUAUACCUCGUCCUGUGGCAACUGCUUGGAGCUUUGGGCUGUGCUGCUUGGGUCGCUUUCAAUCGACCGGACACCGCGCGGGCUAAUGGCUUGAAUCCAUGGUGGGUGGGCGCAUUCAAUGCCAUCUCUGCCUUCAACAACUCAGGUAUGAGUCUGCUGGACGCCAACAUGGUGGCUUUCCAGACAUCGUACUACCUCCUCCUCACCAUGGGAUUGAUGAUCCUUGCUGGAAACACAUGUUACCCGAUCUUCCUCCGCCUGAUUGUAUGGACAAUCUACAAGCUUCUGCCCAAGACGGCCAGGUUUGACGAUCAUAGAAUCACUCUUCGUUUCCUACUUGAUCAUCCGCGACGCUGUUACACCAACCUGUUUCCAUCGGAGCAUACGUGGUGGCUCGCUUUUGCCGUCUUUGUCCUUAAUGGCGUCGACUGGGCCGCCUUCGAGAUUCUGAACAUCGGUAACCGUGUACUGAACGAUGCCAUCCCCAUCCACAUCCGCGUACUAGACGGUCUCUUCCAAGCCUUUGCCGUCCGUUCUGGAGGGUUCUACGUCGUCUCAAUUCCUACAGUUCGCGUCUCACUUCAAGUGCUCUAUGUCAUCAUGAUGUACAUUUCGGUCUACCCCGUUGUCAUCACCAUGCGCAACAGCAAUGUCUACGAAGAGCGAAGCCUAGGCGUCUACGAUCAUAAUGACCCAGACAACCUGUCUGAGGCCUCGAAAGAUCCUAACAGCAUUUACAGCAAGUUCCGCGGUAUCAAGAAACAAUUCGCCUCAGGAUUUGGAGGGUUGAGCGAGGGCAAAAGCUAUUUUUUGCAGCAGCAAUUAAGAGCUCAGCUUGCACAUGAUGCUUGGUGGAUUGUCUUCGCUGUCUUCCUUAUCAUGAUCAUUGAAGGCGGACAGUUUGAACGUGAUGCGAAAACCUUCUCCGUCUUCAAUGUCAUCUUUGAAGUUGUUUCCGGCUAUGGCACAGUCGGUAUAAGCGUCGGUGUUCCCGACAAUGCGUACUCCUUCGCAGGCUCAUGGCACACAUUGAGUAAGUUGAUUCUCUGCGCAGUCAUGCUCAGGGGAAGACAUAGAGGAUUGCCCAUCGCCAUCGAUCGUGCCGUAUUGCUACCAGACGAGAGACAGGAUCUGGCCGAGGAAGAGGACGCAGCUAUCAGAAUGGAGAGGGCCGUCAGUAGACACACCACAACUGGAGAUGCGGUUUGA